Ciona intestinalis (vase tunicate) is the source of this 4802-nucleotide messenger RNA. NCBI's taxonomy places the organism in Eukaryota, Metazoa, Chordata, Ascidiacea, Phlebobranchia, Cionidae. The record is from RefSeq and is a predicted model, not a curated record.
CUUAUGUUUUGCAGCAAUUAUAGUAAGCAAGUAAGGUAGUUGAUUAUAAAUUUAACCAGAUAUGUGUUGCAUUAGUAUGGGCUGUUAACACGUUAGCUGCGUUUCAACGUUGUUUAAAAUGGCAAACGAAACUGGAAAUGUACCAGAUGAAGACAAACAUGAAAAACUACUUCGGAUUCUUAAAAGUCAGGUUAAAGCCAUCAUGGAGGAAGCUGUGACGAAGAAGUUUGUUCACGAAGAAAGUCCGCAUGUUCUAAGAUUGUGUGGAACUGUGGAAACUUGUUUUCUUGAUGGACUAAGGAAACGAACGGCUGGAUUUCUACGAUCCAACAAAAUCGCUUCCUUGUUCACAAAAGUUGGAAAGGGAGUUCCACAAGUUGCAGAACUUGUGACUAAGAUUGAAGAAAUUGAAACCAAUAUGAACAAACCCCCGUCACAAGAUGUCUCACUUUCACAAAACAACAACGCACAUAACAAGAAACAUCUUUGGAUACGAAUUGCCCUCAUUUCAAAAAUCCUUGAUAAAAUAGCAGAACAUUUGGUUGACCACAGCGCCAAAUAUUACGAGUCUUCAUCUAUAAUGGCCAACCCUUUGAGUGGAAGAUUGAUUUCCGCAAUACUUGUUGGUCCUUGUGCAUUGGACUUCACCAAGAUGAAAACUCAUGAUCAUUAUUGGUCAGAUCCACCAGCUGGUGAACUUAUUCAACGACAUAAACUUCAUAGCAGACACGCCUCCCCGAGUUCCCCAGGACGACGCCCAGCUCUCCACUUCACUCCAGUGCGUCACCAGUCAUCUUCCGAUUCCAUGGAGAAGGGAACCUCGUUCAGGGAUUACGUGGAGUCUUUGCAUCAGAACUCCAAGAUGACGCUUUUGUACGGGAAGAAUAAUGUCAUGGUUCAGCCUCAAGAAGACAUUGGUUUGAUACCUGGUUAUUUAUCUUUGCAUCAAGAAGCCAGUUGUAUGUUGGUUAAAUGGACUCCUAACCAACUCAUGAAUGUGAAUCAUGAUGUGAAAUCACGUGAAUCAUCUCAUGAGGCAUCACAAGAAGUACCUGAUACAAGACAUCGUAUGUACAAAAGUGCAAAUUCAUAUUGGGAGUUUGCGAUAUCUGUUGAUGUUCGGGACAUCGUGUAUCUACAUUGCCAUCAACAAUUAGACAAGAGUGGAACGUUGGUAUUAGUUGGUCAAGAUGGCGUACAAUGGCCUCCCAUACGUUUCCCCCCCGGUGGUCACUUAUUAUCAUUCCUAUCGUGUCUUGAAACCGGACUUCUUCCUCACGGACAUCUUGAUCCUCCGCUCUGGUCUGAAAAAGGGAAGGGCAAAGUAUUUCCUCGAUUGCGACGAAAAUCUUCAAGAAAAUCGACUUCGAGCACUGAGUCUGACGAACCAACAGAUUUUGUAUUUCGCGUUAGCACUUCAUCGGAUAGCAGUUAUAUAUCAUCUCAUCAUACACCACAUGAAGCAACAUUUGAUCUCAUGAAAUCAAUAUUCACGUUACCCCAACUAUGGAAGACCCCACGUACCAAAUCUACCUCAACCAUCCAAAGCAAUAAACGAAACUCAAGUUACGAGAUCUCACGUUCUGUAGUGAUACGACCUGCUAUGUUGGAAAGUGACUACUUUUACAUACAACCUCAGAAAAAAAACUCCCCAAGAAUAAUUUCGUCGGCAAAAAGAUGUUCGCUUCCAAAAUCGCACAAAAUAUCCGAACCAUACGCAGGUACAUGGGAUUCUUCAGAUGGAUAUGUUCCUCACCUUGAUAUGUAUGUGUAUGACAACCAACAACCAAGACAUUAUAAUGUUACAAGCUCAAGGAAUGGAACGCCAUCAACCGAUAUACAGUCCUCACUUAAGGUCUUAUGUGACACAAUGAGACGACAAAUUAUUUCCCGAGCUUUUUACGGAUGGUUAGCUCACUGUCGCCACCUAAUGACAGUUCGUACCCACUUGUCGGAGAUGGUUCAUAACCAAGUGAUCUCACCCACCUUACCAACUGACGCCACGCGAGGUGUCAAUCAAACUACCUGGAAGGAAAUAUUCAUCUAUGGGAAGUUAACAAGCAUGACUGAGUUGAUGCGACACACGUACUUCGGAGGUGUUGAUCACGAUCUUCGUCCAAUAGUUUGGUUGUUCCUCCUGGAACAUUAUCCUCCGGACACAGAUGAGGAAGAUCGGGAGGAAAUUGAUCGGCAGAUGGAGGAACAAUAUCAAGUUAUUAUGAAACAAUGGACUUUUGUGGAAGACAUAAUAAACCAGCGUCAAUUAAAAUCAUCGGAACGAGCGUCUUCAUGUUCGACGUCGAGCAGCGAAUCGCCACCCGUGGUUCAACCAAUUCUUCGACAACAAUCGUCGAAUCUUAGCGAUGUUUUCACCAACGAUGAUCAACAAACUAUCAACAAGAAGAAUAUUGAGAAAUACAAAGUGAUUGACGAGACGAAGAUUAGUGAGGGGAAGUCGGUUUCGUUCGAAGAUGAACAUAUUGAGUCCAGCACAUCAAGUCACAUUCCAUAUUCAUCUAUCAGUUCAACAAGGACUGACCAACAUUCGUCUGUUUCAAUGAAAAGUAUUAGCACCGAUGAAACUGUGCAAGGGGGUGGGGGAGAUGUAGAAUUGGAAGGUUCUCCAGAAACAACAAACACAACAGCUGAUGAUGAAACUACUGAUAAAGAAGUUGAUUAUACUGUCGAGUUACUGGACACGUUUGCGUUAAACUUACAUCGGAUCGACAAAGACGUUCAACGUUGUGAUCGCAACCAUCCUUAUUUCAUGCACGAGGAUAACUUGGUUAAACUACGGAAUAUAAUGUCGUGUUAUGUUUGGAAGAACCUGGAAGUUGGAUAUAUGCAGGGCAUGUGUGACUUGGCAGCACCGCUUCUUGUAGUGCUUGAUAACGAAAGUUUGGUUUACGAUUGUUUCGUUUCUCUCAUGAAACGAAUGGGAAGCAAUUUUCCAAACGGUGGCGCUAUGGAUUCACAUUUCGCUAAUAUGAGGUCAUUAAUACAGAUACUCGAUGGUGAAUUAUUUGAACACAUGCAUAAGAAUGGAGAUUACACACAUUUCUAUUUCUGCUACAGAUGGUUUCUACUGGAUUUUAAAAGAGAGUUAUCAUAUGAUGGGGACGUGUUCAGUGUUUGGGAGCGAAUAUGGUCGGCUAACUACUGUUCAUCGAAUAACUUUGUUUUGUUCUUUGCGCUUGCAAUGCUACAAACAUACAGAGAUAUUAUCCUGGAAAAUGAUAUGGAUUUCACGGAUAUUAUUAAAUUUUUUAAUGAGAUGGCUGAAUGUCAUGAUGCAGAAAAACUCAUUCAACUCGCUCAAGAACUAGUUGCUGAAGUUCAAAUAAUGAUACACAAAUAAUACCUAACUGUUCCAAUAUGUUGUACUGUGGUACUAAAAAAAUUAACCUUUUUUUUGUAAUUUUUUUAUUGUGAUUUGUAAAUUUGCCACACAAGAUUACGUUUUGCACAGAUUUUGAACCGAAUAUUUUAUUUGCAGUAAUUUUGUUUAAAAAUCGAAUUUUUAAAAUUUCAAUUAAAAUUUUUUGAUUUUUUGAAUUUAGAUUUUAUUUUGUCACCUUGCAUAGUGCAAUACCAUACGUGAAGGGAAUUUGUUUUUAUUUAUUUAUAUUGUAACUGCUGUGAAAUAUGUUGUGCUGUUGUUUUUGUGGCAGAAUAAAAUCGUGUUGCAGUCAUCAUGAGGAAACAGGUGCAAUAACGACGCUGCAUCGAUUUUUAUUUUAAUUGGAACAAAAUCUACCCGCCGAGAAUUUAUUUUCUUACUCAGUCGAAAAACCCAAGAUGAACUUCAUGUACGUUGAAUCUUCGCGGACAAUAUGGUCUUGUUUUGUGGUUAUAAUGCUGUCAGUUAUGUCGUUAGUCGGGAACUCAUUCGUGGUCGGGAUUAUCUACCGUAGUCGACGAAUGUUCCGAUUAGUAAACUUCUGCUUGUGUUUUCUUGCUAUCAAUAACUUGGUCGGUAGCGCAACUUCGUUGGUUAGUUCUAUCAUCGUAUCUAUAUGUGGAUUUCUACGCCCCAUUAUCACUACUGCUGGUGACGUCAUCACUACGUCAUCUGACGUCACUAGUACGCCACCGUGCCGUGACGAAACCGUGGAAAAAUCUUCGACCGAAUGUUUUGAUGUUGUAGCAAAUGUGAGGUUGUUAUUACUUAUGGCAAGCAGUGGUAGUCAGUUUUGGAUUCUAGUUUGUCUGGUCGUUCGAUCCAACGCCGUAAUGGUCACUAGUUUAAAGAACAACAAAAAGGCAGUGGUUUUAUGUAUAACAGUUCUGCUCCUGCCGUAUUUGCUUUCAGUUGGACUUUACUUUGUGUCUCACUCAGCUGUUUCGUAUCUUUUCAUCGUGUUUUGGGUCGUUCCUACCGUAUGCUUCAUAUUCAUGUCGUUCAGAAGGAAGACACACAAGCCGAAUAAGUUCGUCAACCAAUCCCCGGCCUCUCGCAAUUCGAUAUUACGCAGAGUUCGAAUGUCGUCCCAAUUUUUCUUUACCCCCCGAUACCGGUUUCGAACCUGGACCUCUGAGGCUUUCUACGUUGUGUCUAUCGCUGUGGUUUGUCAGACAAUCUUCUGGUCGCCGUUCUAUCUUUCUCUUGCUGCUUCUAUAUUCAAGUCGAUGAGUAAUUCACCCACAGACGAAUCAGUGUUAUGCAUAACAACAUCCUCGUUACUGAGCGCUGUAUUUUUACCGAUUUUUUUCUACGGAACAAGCUCAAAUUUCAGAGAAGGCUGCUCUAAGCUGACGUCAAAGUUACGACGCAGAGAGAUUCCAGGCUCGGCAGAACAAUC